Messenger RNA from Adineta steineri, 1248 nucleotides. The record is from the annotation of a GenBank genome assembly. Lineage: Eukaryota; Metazoa; Rotifera; Eurotatoria; Adinetida; Adinetidae.
AUGAAUUUUCAGGAACUUAUCAAUGCGGUUAAUAUAAAUCCUAUAUCGAAUGAUAUUCUUCAACAAAUGACAGUACUAUUCAAAUAUAAAAUUGAUCAAUCAUUAUCAUUAUUUAUUUCGGAAGAAUAUCAAUCAUUAUUUGUUUUAGAACACAAAAUAUGGCAAAUACUUAGUCAAGAUUGGUCUAAUCAUCCACGUUAUUUAGAUUUCUUUCAAACAUUUGCAUUAUUUAAUAAACAACUUAUUUUUGAACAAGAAACUAUCUCGCUUGAUAUUAAAACAUCACUUCUUAUUCCUGAAAAUAUUGAUUUAAUUAAUAAUAUAUUCGAACAAAUUGAACAAAAUACUGAUGAUAAUAAUUUAUUAAUUACGAUAGCUAGUCUUUGGUUUGAUAAUCUUUCAUUUUUUGUAAAUGAAUAUCCUUCAAUUGGUCAUAUACCUGUUAUUAUUCAUAUUAAUGAAUGUAUUGCAAAUAAAUUUAUUCUCAGUGAAAAUUUUCAAUUUUAUCUACGUCAACUUCAACAACCACAAUUAUUACCAUUAAUAUUUUCAGCUAAACAAUUAUUCUAUGUUAAAACAUGUACACUCUCUUUGAGUGCAUGUUUUAGCAUUAAUUCGAAUAAGCAUCAUUAUAUUUCAGGACAAGUUCUUAAAAAUAUUGGUCAUGAUUAUUUGAAAAUAAUACAGAUUCAAAGUUUUACUGUUGAUUUAUGGAAUAAAGAAAUACUUGCUUGUAUAGCUCAUCUCAUUGGUUUUAUGCGUUUAUUUCUUUGGUGUGGUUCAGGAAAAGAACUAAAAUUUAAAGAUCUUUUUCCAACAGAAAAAAUAUUGUGUGCUUAUAUACAAGACUUAAUUCGUAUAAUUGAUUAUAAACCCUAUUAUAAUUGUAUUAUGGCACAAUGGCAUAAUGAUGAAACAAUUCUAAUUGAUUCUAUACUACUAUCUUUAAUGAAUAUUAUAGAAUUACAAAAUAUAAAUUGGUUCUUUCGAUCAAUGACACAAUUACCAGAUAUACUUCUAACACUAGCUGAAACGUCUAAAUAUUAUCGGAUCUAUUUAUGUGCUUAUGGUAUAUUAGGCGAAGUUCUUACUGAUGAACAUUUAAAAGCAUUGAAGAUUACCGAUAAUAUACGAGAUUUUUUCUUUACUAUGCUUGAAGAAGCAUGGUAUGAUCCAUCAAAAGAAUAUAAAAAUAUUCCUGUUGCUUAUUUCUUAAGAGGUAACAUUCAUAAACUAAAUUUGUCUUAA